Messenger RNA from Pygocentrus nattereri (red-bellied piranha), 3707 nucleotides. RefSeq names its product tripartite motif-containing protein 16-like protein. The coding region runs from base 1117 to 2814 and encodes 565 amino acids. The transcript is spliced from 7 exons. Gene Ontology annotation, molecular function: protein binding; zinc ion binding. The record is from RefSeq and is a predicted model, not a curated record. NCBI's taxonomy places the organism in Eukaryota, Metazoa, Chordata, Actinopteri, Characiformes, Serrasalmidae.
AAUGCCAUUUUCUUGAAUGCAUUUGAAACCAAACAGUGAUGACAUACGACUGACUGAUUUUUGUGUGCACUAGUAUUCCCUUAGUAUUGGUGUCUGUCUUUCUUUGCAUUUGGAUUUUCAUUCAGACUUGAAUCUUUAGCAGUUUCAUCAAAUUGUAAUGCACUUUUUAUUCUGAAAUGGUUAUUUCAUUAAAAGUAAAAUGCUUACUUUUCAUAAAUGGAACACUUUUGGUGUGAUGAGUAAAUAAUAUAUGGUACCUAAAAAAAUAACCCUAAUAUGUAGUUCUUUAUAGGAGAUAUUUGCAAUUUAGAAACUGCUGUUUAGUUAAUAAUAAACUGUGUACUACCACCUAGAAAGUACAGUAGUUUUUUGGUAGUUGACACUUAAAUGACUUAAGUGUUAAUGCAGCACUCGUCAUUUGUCCUUGCUUAAUCCUUAAAUAGUUACCCACUAACUAUGAAGCAGUAUCAUGAAGUGUACAGUAUGGACUAUGUUAGCGAAGAAGGAUGGCGGUUGGCCGUUUUUGCUUAUUCACUGAAAACUGAGUGCCCCAAAGAUGCUUACAUACAUUCCUGGAUUGAAGAAUGAUGGACCAGUAUGGGGGAAACCCCCUGUGGGAUUUCGCCUUGGCUUUGGCCACUUGAGAGUAGAGCAUGCCACUGGGACUUUUUGAGUUUGGGCGACAUUGGACAUUUAUGGCAUAUUCAUAACUUCUGAAUGCUACUUUGGAGAUCUGAGGCAAGCUGUUAACCAUGACAGCUCUGAAACUGAUCCAGACUCUUCAUGUAUUUCAGUUAAUGAUCAUCUAUUUUCUUAUUUCCAAGACAUUUUGUCAAGUAAAAGACUAAGAAAGGCGUCUAACAGAAAUUGUGGUGAAUUGCAGUACGAGUUCUUUUUGAUCUGUUGCUGUAAACGUGUCUGCUGUUUUUCCCCAAAUGUAACAGAGCAGUUCUGUCUCUUCCUCUGUUUUCCUCGGCCUCCUCCUCUUCCUCUCUCACCACUCCUCCUCCCUGUGACACUCCACCAAACAUAGCACCAGGAGGCCACUCCUACUCAGUUCAGAGGAAGCGAAACUGAUCUCAGAGAGCUGCUCUCUCUCAGACUGAGUGCAGGAAAAUGGCCAGUAUUUCAGUAGAUCAGGACCAGUUCAGCUGUCCAGUCUGUCUGGAUCUGCUGAAGGAUCCAGUGACGACUCCCUGUGGACACAGUUACUGUAUGGUGUGUAUUAAUGGACACUGGGAUCAGGAGGAUCAGAGGGGGAUGUACAGCUGCCCCCAGUGCAGAGAGACCUUCACUCCGAGGCCUGUUCUACGCAGAAACAACAUGCUGGCUGAAGUGGUGGAGAAACUGAAGAAGACAGAAAUCAAAGCUGCGUCUCCUGCUCUCUGUUAUGCUGGAUCUGGAGAUGUGGAGUGUGAUUUCUGCACUGGGAGAAAAUGCAAAGCCAUCAAGUCGUGUUUGGUGUGUGUAGCGUCUCUUUGUGAAGCUCAUCUUAAACCUCAUCUGGAAAUUCCAGCCUUGAUCAAACACAAGCUGGUUACAGCCUCUUCAAACCUACAAAAGAAGAUGUGCCCUCAGCAUGAUAAACUGAUCGAGAUCUACUGUCGUACUGACCACAGCUGCAUCUGCUAUUUGUGUACGAUGUACGACCAUGAAGGCCACAAUACAGCUGCAGCUGCAGUAGAGAGAACCCAAAAACAGGCUCAGCUUAAGAAGAUGCAGAGGAAAAUCCGGCAGAAAAUUCAGGAGAAACAGAAAAAUAUGAAGAAGCAGAAACAGGCCAUGAACACUCUUAAGAGCUCUGCAAGGGCAGCAGUGGAGGACAGUGAGAAGAUCUUCACUGAGCUGAUCCGCUCCAUUGAGAAAAAGCUCUGUGAGGUAAAAGAGGUGAUCAGAGCUCAGGAGGAGGCUGAACUGAGGGGAGCUGAAGAACAUCUGGAGCAAAUGGAGCAGGAGAUUGCUGAUCUAAAGAGGAGAGAUACUGAGCUGGAGCAGCUUUCACACACAGAGGAUCACGUCCAGUUCCUCCAGAGUUUCCAGUCUCUCUGUGUCUCUCUUGGAUCUGAGGACUCACCCGGCAUCACUGUCCAUCAACAUCUCUCAUUUGAUGGAGUGAGGAAAUCUCUCUCUGAUCUGAAAGAGAGACUAGAGGAAUUCUGCAAGCAGGAAUUCAGGAAAACUGCUCCACAUGUGGUCAGGACCCCCAUGGACCCUCACAGAGCAGAUGCCCCAACUAAGAUGUUGUUUCGCUCAGAACCAAAGACAAGAGAAGAUUUUCUACAGUAUUACCAUCAUCUGACUCUGAAUCCCAACACAGCACAUCGUAUCCUUGUUCUGUCUGAGGAGAACAGAGUGGUCACAAGGAGUGGAUGGACACAGCCGCUCUUCGAUCAUCCAGAGAGAUUUAACCAAUGGUUUCAGGUGUUGUCCAGAGAGAGUGUGAGUGGACGCUGUUACUGGGAGGUUGAGUGGAGCAGUGCGCAAUUGGGCGUGACCAUAGCAGUCUCAUAUAAAGGAAUCAGCAGGAAAGGAAAUGGUCGGGAAUGCAGGUUUGGACUCAACAAUCAAUCCUGGUGUCUGGAUUGUUCUGCCUUCUUCACUUUCUGGCACAACAAUGUCGGGACUGAGAUCUCAGCCUCAUCCUCCUACAGAAUAGGAGUGUAUGUGGAUCACAGUGCAGGAACUCUGUCCUUCUACAGCGUCUCUGACACAAUGACCCUCCUACACAAAGUCCACACCACAUUCACUCAGCCGCUCUAUGCUGGAUUCUGGGUUCGUGGUGAUGGAACAACUCUACAAUUGUGUGAUCCAUAAUGAGUUAUUGAAUGCAUGUUAUAUAGGGAGAUUCACUCGAAAGAAGCCCUGAAUAUUCUGUAAUAACUCUCGAUAGGAUGAAGCAAUCUGGACAAAACAAUGUCCAAUGUGCUCCUCAGUAUAUGGAGUUUCAAACAAGCCGGGAUGCUUCUAAAUUAGAGUAAUGAGCUACGUUCAGCCUCCGUCCUGGGUGCAGACCCCUGUACCCCUUCAUUCAGUCACUCAACUUCUCAUCAGGAUGGUUGUGUCCAGGAUUGAGCAGCACAUCUUCAUGGUGCGCACCUAUUGGGUCACCAGUUCAUUUAAGCAAUAUCAGAGUGAAUUUAGGAAGAAAUGUGGUGUUCGUGACAUUCAGAAGAUGGUACAGAAACUGGAAACUGGAAACUCCUAUCUCAUGGUGGAGGCCGUCCGAAUAAACAUCCAACGUGAAAUCGCUGCUUUGCCACCCCUUUAAAAAAAGGUUGCUGCUUUAAAAAAUGUGGACUUGUGUAUGGAACAUGUUUGUAUGGAGCUCCGCUGGUGACAUUCUGUAUAAUGCUUGGCCACACUUUGUUAACGCGUGGGAAUGAGAUCCUAAUGCAUGGCCACGACUUAGUAAGGCUGGAAAGGUCAAGAUCGCGGCUUAUUAAGGCAUGGCCAUGCAUUAGCAUCUCAUUCCCACGCGUUAAUAAAGUGUGACAAAAUAGCCAUUUUUUUUCCCAGUUUAUCGCUGUUUUACAUUAAAAUUAUAUUUGAAAACUCAGGAGACACAUGUUCAUUGAUAGCUUUGGAUAUAUUUGCUUUGCGUACAUCACAACACCUGGAUUCUAUCAGCACUACUGCAACAACAUCUUUGUAAGGUGUGAAUGACUUUGAUUACAUCUCAACGACUGGAAAUCAGUAAAAAAGUGGAA